Molecule: messenger RNA, 2520 nt
Organism: Tympanuchus pallidicinctus (lesser prairie-chicken)
Lineage: Eukaryota; Metazoa; Chordata; Aves; Galliformes; Phasianidae
Product: relaxin receptor 1-like
Exons: 18
Coding region: 289-2430 (713 amino acids)
Biological process (GO): G protein-coupled receptor signaling pathway
Cellular component (GO): membrane
Molecular function (GO): G protein-coupled receptor activity; protein binding
Source: RefSeq, a predicted model, not a curated record
GGCAGGAGCACAGGCUGCAAUGCCAACUCCCUGCGUGGAGAAAGCAGCCCUCUGCCUCCUCCUCCUCCUUCUCCUUCUCCUCCUCCUCGCCCUCCUCCUCCUCCUCAGCUCCCAGCCUCCCCAGCCGGGCAUUGCACAGCGCAGCACAUGGCUUUCGGAGAGCACUGACAACUUGCAGCACCCCAGUGCUGGUGUGCGUUGGUGGAAGCUACUGGGAGGAGAGGACGGGUCACAUCCCCACGCUCCAUUUGCCUCCUCUGCCUCCCGCAGCAGCACUCUCUCGGUGCCAUGAGCCCCAUGAUGGAGCUGCUCCUGCUGGUGCUGCCCUCGCUGCUCUGCGCUGCCACAGAGCCUCUUCCCACGCCCUCCAGUGAUGGGUACGUGUGUCCCCUGGGGCAGUUUCCCUGUGGCAAUCUCUCGGUCUGCCUGCCCCAGGCCCUGCACUGCAACGGGGUGGACGACUGCAACAACGGCGCUGAUGAGGAGAACUGUGUGGACACCACGGGCUGGCUGGGGGUGCUGGGCGACAUGCUGGCUGGGAACAUCUGGACAGAGGACGAGGCAGACACGUGCUUGCUGGAGAUGUUCCCGGAGCAGUGCCGAUGCUGGGGAAGGGCCGUGGACUGCACUGCACAGAACCUCAGCGCUGUGCCCAGGCUGUCCCCCAAUGUGACACAGCUGGACCUAAAGAGAAAUAAAAUCCACACUCUGCUGGACAACCAGUUCGCUGGGUGCUGGAGCCUGAGGAAGCUAUUCUUGCAGAACAACAAGAUCCGUGUCAUCUCACCCAAGGCAUUUGCUGGACUUUCUCAGCUUAGGAUGUUGUUCCUCAGUCACAACAGGAUCUCCCAGCUGCUGCCCCGCACGUUUGAGGACCUGAAGCGUCUUGAGUGGCUGAUACUGGACAACAACAGGAUUGCUCGGAUCACCCCUGCUACGUUCUCAGGGCUGAGGUCGCUGUACUUCCUGUACAUGCUGAACAACUCCCUGGCCAAGAUACCCGAUGGUUCCCUCUGCGUGGAGACACCAAAGCUGAGCUGGCUGGAGCUGGAAGGGAACAGGAUCCAGGCAGUGCGUGGGGCCGUAUUCCAGCAGUGCCGUGAGCUCACUGUGCUGAUCCUGCGUAGGAACAGACUCCGGUGGAUCCAGAGUGGGGCGUUCUCUGGGCUGAGCAGGCUGGUGGAGCUUGACCUGUCCUGCAAUGGGUUGGAUGAGCUCCCACCAUCUCUGUUCCACAGCCUGGCUGCCCUGCAGCAGCUGAACAUCUCCUACAAUCCUCUGAAAGAGAUUUGCCCCAGCCAGUUUGAGAGCCUGCCCCAGCUGCUGUCCCUGAGCCUGGAGGGGCUGGAGAUCCCCAACAUCCACAAUGUGACCUUCCGUGGGCUGUCCAACCUCUCCCACAUCUACUUCAAGAAGUUCCAGUACUGCAGCUCCGCGCCCCACGUGCGCAGCUGCAAACCCAACACCGACGGCAUCUCCUCCUUCGAGCACCUGCUGGCCAACAUCAUCCUGCGUGUCUUCGUCUGGGUCAUCGCCUGCGUCACCUGCCUGGGCAACCUCUGCGUCAUCUGCAUGCGGUCCUGCGUGGUCACAGAGAGCAGCGCGCACACCAUGGCCAUCAAAUCCCUGUGCUGUGCGGACGGCCUGAUGGGCAUCUAUCUUUUUGUCAUUGGUGCCUUUGACCUGAAGUACGCGGGAGAAUACAACCGGCACGCGCAGGGCUGGAUGGCCAGCGUGCCGUGCCAGCUGGUGGGCAGCCUGGCCAUGCUGUCCUCUGAGGUGUCCGUGCUGCUGCUCACCUACAUGACCCUGGAGAAAUACUUCUCCAUCGUGUUCCCCUUCAGCUACCGCAGAGCCAGCAGGAAGCAGACAGCCUCAGUGCUGGCUGCCAUCUGGCUGCUGGGCCUCUCGCUCAGCGUCGUGCCGCUGUGCUGCAAGGAGUCCUUUGGCAACUACUAUGGGAGGAACGGGGUGUGCUUCCCGCUGCAGUCUGAGCUGGGUGAGCGGCCCAGUGCCAGGGGCUUCUCCACCACCAUCUACCUGGGCUUGAACCUUGCAGCUUUCAUCACCAUUGUCUUUGCCUACACUGGCAUGUUCUACUCGAUCCGCAUCACCACCUGCAGAACAGCGGAGAGCAGCGUCUGCCCCCGGGAAGUGGCCAUCGCCAAGCGCUUCUUCUUCAUCGUCUUCACUGAUGCUCUCUGCUGGAUCCCCAUCUUCCUGCUCAAGCUGCUCUCCCUGCUGCAGGUGGAAAUUCCAGGCACCGUCACAUCCUGGGUGGUCAUCUUCAUCCUGCCCAUCAACAGCGCACUCAACCCCAUCCUCUACACCAUCACCACGGCUCCCUUCCAGGAGAAGGUGAAGGGCUGUCUGCACGCCCGGCGCCCAGAGCUGAGCUCCCGGCAGAGCUUCAUGCUGGUGGUGCUAUAGGCAACCCCUGACCCCGCCUGGCACCACCAGCACACCGAGCAUCCGCUGCACGGCUCAGCCCUGCGGGCAUCUUCACAGCUGCUCUCAGGU